This is a messenger RNA of Haliotis rufescens (red abalone), 3644 nucleotides long. RefSeq names its product PRELI domain-containing protein 1, mitochondrial-like. Gene Ontology annotation, molecular function: phosphatidic acid transfer activity. Gene Ontology annotation, cellular component: mitochondrial intermembrane space. The record is from RefSeq and is a predicted model, not a curated record. The coding region runs from base 570 to 1232 and encodes 220 amino acids. The transcript is spliced from 4 exons. Lineage: Eukaryota; Metazoa; Mollusca; Gastropoda; Lepetellida; Haliotidae. Gene Ontology annotation, biological process: phospholipid transport.
UUAGUGUAUCACCAUACAUAAUAUGAGAUUUUAAAAGUUUUAACGUGGUUUUAUAACGUCUGUGCUAUUCUGAACUAGAUUAUUUUUGUAGGGCAGGUUUGAAGUUGAACAUCUAUGCGCACGUGCAAGUUUGAUUUAUAUCAGAAUCAUAUAAAAAUAUAAACGUAUCAGUUUUUAUAUUUUGUCUGUCCUUGCGCCGUAUGAUCAUGCAUGUUUUACAGUUUAAGAAACAACAUCCCAUCUCAGUGUCACGUUGCAAAGUAACUUUAGCAGGUUAGUAGUAGAUCUAGGCCAGGAUUAUUGAAUGAAGACGUACCAUUUGAAUAGUACAAAUAUAUAUAAUUUGGGCCCCAAUACAUAUUAUAAUAUGUAUCACAGUACAGCUCUUUGUAUAGCGAUAUAAUUGAUGUCUGAUGCCUGGAGUCACUUUCAGUUCACAUCAUAUUGGCUCCUUCCCCAGUCGGUUUUUUUGCCAAUUAAGGAAUGGGACAAGUGCGCCAAAUGGCAUCGGUAUCACUCAUAAGUGUCCCUAGACCAGACAGAAGACACAACACCUACCUGUAACCUUCAUGAAGCUGUCUUGCAAGGUGAUAAUGGUCAAGUUUCAUGCUACAUCUUCUGUGUUCAAAUACUCCUGGGACCAAGUUGCAUGUGCCUUCUGGCAGAGGUACCCCAAUCCUUUCAGCAAGCAUGUCCUGACAGAGGAUGUUGUUAACCGAGAGAUGCGCCAGGAUGGGCUUCAUACUACACGACUGCUGACCAAGACUAACCCAGUGCCUAAAUGGGGGGAGAGGUUUGUUCCUGGACCACGCCAAGUCUGCAUUGUAGAGGAAUCCAUUGUUGACCCUGAAAAGAAGAUUAUUACCACUUAUUCUCGGAACAUCGGAAUGCAGAAACUCAUGAGCAUUGAGGAGAAAUGUGUGUACAAGGUGAACCCUGACAAUGGCAUGCAGACAUUGUGUGAGCGGUCUGCCUGGAUCACGUCCUCAGUCUUUGGUUUGGGCUAUGCUAUACAGAAGUUUGGGGUGGAACGAUUCAAGAAAAACAUCACCAAGAGCUGUAAGGGCUAUGAUUAUAUACUAGACAAACUGUUCAGUGUAGAGGCACAGACUGCUGUACAAGACCACACACUGUCCAGCAAGGACAAGAUUAAGGACACUGCCAGGAAGGCUGCGGAAGUAGCAGCAGCAAAGGCUCGGCCUAUUCUGUCCAAUCCCAGACCCAUUUCAUGAAGUUGGCAGGAGCAUCAUCCACCACUGACCUUGCAUAGAGUAGAUCCUUCACACAGGUGUGAGUGGGAUUGGUUGGAGUUGCAGUGAAGGAACGUUGAAGGCGUGCCUGAAAAGUUUCGGAUACAUAUUCAAAUUUUGUGCAUGAUUUUUGUUGUGCCAGUUUCUGUGGGAACGAUGAUAAGCUGGGGACAAGUGAUGUAAUCUGAAGACCAUUUGAACUGAUGCACAUCUUCUACCAUGAUUUACCUCAGCCUGUGUUUGUAUUCAAUAUUCUUAUUGCAUCUUACGCCUUUAGUUUCUGUUGGAAACUAAAUGUGAUGACUUUUUUGUCACAUAUUAAAGGUAUAGUUAGGAUCCUCUAAUCAAUGAAACAAUGUGUAAUCUAUUCCCUUAAUUAAAUUUCCAUGAACAGCAUUUAAGUCAGGUAUGGUAAUUUUAUCCACAUAUACUAAAAAUGUGACAUUUUGUUUGAAACAUGGUGUGAUGGCAUUGUUACAAGUAGGGAAAGAGAAGAACCUAUUUUGUUUGAUAUGAUACACGUGUUGUGACAUAAAACCCACCUACCCCAGGGAUUCAUGAGGAUCACAAGAUCAGUGUAUGACUUUACCUCCGACAACAGUCAACACUGUUGAUAAGUUGCAUUAUCCAAUGAAGCUUACAUUCCUACAAACACACCAUCAAUGACAAAAUCAGGGUUAAUGUUGUUUUGGGCUCCACAUGAUUUCUUUAGCCCUUGAUUAUUUACUCACGUUUUAUUCAAUUUGGGGAUGGAUAGUUUUCUGUGGCUAUUCAAGAUACUUUUACUCCCUUGGGUCCAGUCUAUUGGAUAGUUUUCUGUGGAUAUUCAAGAUACUUUUACUCCCUUGGGUCCAGUCUAUUGGAUAGUUUUCUGUGGCUAUUCAAGAUACUUUUACUCCCUUGGGUCCAGUCUAUUGGAUAGUUUUCUGUGGCUAUUCAAAAUACUUUUACUCCCUUGAGUCCAGUCUGUUGGAUAGUUUUAAACCAAUGAGUCAACCUUCUUAGAACAUAAUUCUAAUUAAAAUGCUUUUUCACGUGACUUAUUGUUUGCUUCUGUCCAUGGGAUGGCCUAAGUGUGUCGCAUAUUGCAUAAGUUCAUCACAACAGUGAUACUUGUCUAAGUUACAAUGAGUGACAUGUAGCACUUGUUUUUGCUUUGUUCUCUGCAGUAUAGAGUUAUACUUUUGUGGUUUUAAAAACAAAAUCAUGCAUAUCUUAAGCAACUCAAAUUGAUUUGUUUAUGGUGUGUUAUUGUGUGGUUUUUAGUGCAAAUACAUAACUUAUCUGGAGCUCUGAGACAUUGUAGAUACACCAUGACAGUCGUGUUAUUUAGUGUUGCCACAUAAACGCUGAAUGUUUUAAUUAACUUAUUGUUCUGCCCUCUACACCUCUUUUCAAUUGCUGGCUGUUGCAUGUUUAGAGUCAGGAGCCACAGACAGGUGACACUCAUUAGACUGCAGGACUUUCACCACAGUCUUGUUGAUCAGAUUGGAUAAAACUGUACACCAAAUAUCCCAAGGUUUAGGUGACAGUAUGAAAACAAGUAUGAGUAAUGUCAUUUUCAAGAGAACUGAAUCAUAUCAUUCACUCAGACUUCAAUAUGUCCACUUAUAUGUAAUAACAUUGUGUAUAUAGCCAAGGAUUUGAAGGUGUUUCCUCUUGUGUUAUGUCAGCAACACUUCCAAGAAAUACAUGUAUACAACACAGUACUACAUAAAACACUUCUUGGAAUCUUUGUUCAAAAGCGUAACUUUCAGUGUAUGCCUUUUGUUAUUCCAGGAUUUGGUGCUCUUGAAUUGUAUGAUGUAGUUGUAUGAUAUUGUUAGUGUUAAGAUUUAUGACUGAUAUAUGUCAUUUACACGAUUUCUGUACGAUUUCAUUGGCAGGAUGAGAUGAGGAGAUGUCACUACCCCUGCCUAGAUGGCGGUGUCACAUUGGCUUUCAAGCCUACCCCAUCUGCAGCUGUGUAAUCAACAUGUCCACAUCAGUACAUUGUAUGUCAAUGACAUGAAUAUCAGAACACUCCUUGGAAUGUAUAGUUUACAAUUUACAUACAUUUAACUAUGUUGCUAUAUACACUUUACUGUGUAGAGUAUGUGUAUCUACUACACAAUGUAAUAGAAUGUAUAUAUAUGAUCAGAAAUAAUGAGGCAGUCAGGUGAAAGUGUUGUUAAUUAUAUCCAGGUAACCAAGAUUCUCCUUGUAAAACACAGUGUUUCUUUACUUCUAAUCUCUUACACAUCCCAUACAGUUUUCCUCAUGACUACUUUCUUAUAGAAACAAUACACCCUUCAUUCGAUUCCAUUACUUAUUUUUGGUAAAGAAUUAUGAAAGAAUGUAAAUUAGAUUAUGUAUGUAGACAUUUAUAUGAUGAAUAAAUGUGAAGACAAGUUA